Fusarium pseudograminearum CS3096 is the source of this 2571-nucleotide messenger RNA. RefSeq lists its product as uncharacterized. Bases 1 to 2571 code for a protein of 856 amino acids. Lineage: Eukaryota; Fungi; Ascomycota; Sordariomycetes; Hypocreales; Nectriaceae. The record is from RefSeq and is a predicted model, not a curated record. The transcript is spliced from 5 exons.
AUGGAUUACGAAGGCGAUACCAUCAUGGGUGGCAUAGACACCAGCCCUCCCUUUACCCAACAAUCUGCAACAGGUCUACUCUUCCAUCUGCAAAAAGCCUCCACGCUCCUCACCAAUUUGAAUCCACAGAACCCAUCAACAGCUUUUGAGGAAAAGGAAAGUCAAGUCAAGGCGGCGAUUGAGGACAUCUACACUCGGGUUGUUCAAUAUGACAUGAAGGGAAAUCAAGAUCAAGUUCAAAUCGACGAAUCGGGCAGUUCAGAUGAUUACGAUUAUUCUGAUGAGGACGAUUGUUCUGAUGAGGACGAUUGUUCUGAUGAGGACGAUUAUGCUGACGUGCCUCUACAGAUUCCAAAUCUCAGUGCCGUGCAAGUGUUGGCUGCUGCGAGGGCUUCUGCCCGCGAGGGCUACCGGAGGAGAAAGAAUGGUCACAAGAACAGAAACAGAGUCGAAAGGAAGAAGAAGAGAUACAGGAAGAGCAAGCGAGUUGAAAGGAAGAAGAGGUGGGAAAAGAGGAGAGAAAAGAAGAGAUUGGCCAGGAUGGCGGAUCUUUACCCCAGAGACACCAAAAUGCAGCAAGCCAGACCAUCGGUCUACGGACCGUUUGCAUUUGACGAUGAUGUACAGACUGAUUAUGAUGAUACCAACAAAACGUUGGAUCAGCUUAAGAGCCUUAUGGUAUCAGUACGACAGGAUGUUGUUCACAGCACAGAUGGAUCAGAUGCUGCGACCAACUCUGGCUUUGACCCUGAAGAUCGAACAAAGAUUCAAGGGCUUAUUAAAAAAGUUGAUGUCAUCAAAGGAAUGACAAAUUGUUUUGAAGACGAUGUCAAGGCUGCUAUAGCGACCUAUGAUCGGCUAGCAUCGAAUGUUACCGAUCUCUGGUCCACGGCAGACCAGGAAACUCGUCAGAAGGCAGCUCAUAGAGUGCUAAGGCUUCUGAUGUAUUCUCCAGCCAAGCUCAAGAUUCUAUUGUCUAGGCUAGGGAUUGAGAUACCUGAUGAACUCGACAAUGCCAUGUAUAAGGCACUGGGCCAGAUGACAGAUUCUCAAACUGACCUCCUUGUAGGGGGGCCAUCGCAAAACGAAGAGUUGAUCGCUCUUCGGAAAGAUGCUGAGACUCUUAGAAGUAACCUGAAAAAGUCUGAAACAACAGCCGAAGCGCUGCAAAAGAGUUUAGCAGCCAAGGAGUCUGAGUUGGGUACCUUGCAAAAGACGUGCUCGGCCAAGGCGCGGGACGCUCAUGAAGCGUCACGACUUUCCAAUCGGGCCAGACGUGAAUUGGAAAAGGCGAACGACAAGAUUGCCAAAUGUGAGGUUGAUCUCGAAACCCAACAGCGAGACUUUUAUCGAGAUAGGGAAAGGUUCCAAUCGGAAAUUACCCAACUUCACCAGCAGCUAUCCGAUAAGGAGCAAGCUCGAGUGAAACUCGAGGCUGAAAGGAAUGCCAUGUUGUCUGAGAAUACCAGACUGACAGCUGACCUAGCUAGCGCUCAAACGUCAAGUCGUCGUCAAGUUACGGCAUGGCAAGAUGAAAAAAGAAUCUUGCGAGGAGACGUUGAAGAAUGGAAACAAAAGGCUAGAGACCUUGAAGUCCAAAAGGAAGAGGUUGAACAAAACCUCAAAGACGCCAGGGUCGACGUAAGAGGCAAGCAAUCAAGGCUGAAAGAGACUGAAAUCCAGCUUGAAGCCCGUGGUGCCCUUGAACAGUCAAGGGAUCAACUGCAAGAGGAGCUUAAGAUCAAGGUCCUCGAGCUUCAAAAGAAAGAUGAAGUCAUCCAAAGCAAGACCCAAGAACUGCGUGAACGGAGCGAAACUGGAGACAAAAUGAUCAAGCUACAGGCUCAGCAGGCUACUCUGUUGCUGAAUCAUCUUUCUCUUGGGGUUGAGUCCCAAAAUUGGGGUGCAAUGAUGAAGAAGGUCCUUGCUGACUCUCAGUUAGCUAGACCUCGGACACACUGGAGGCCAUGGGAUAUUGCAUCUUCCUGCUCCACUGAUGCUUCAUUGCAGAUCUGCCAUCAUGACCAAAGCGUGAACAUAAUUGCUCUUGACGUCUUGGCUAUGCUUGAUGCCAAGUCAAGCAGCACUGAACAAUUGUUGAGCUAUCUCCAAGCCCUACAAGAGGGACUAUCGAGCUCAUUACAGAUAGUCAAGAGCAUUUUCCAAUUGCUCCCUAGCUGUUUUGUAAAUGCGGCCAGUGACCCUCGUCUGCAUAUAAUGCACUUGGUCGCAAUGUUUCAAAUCAUCAAAUCGCUUACCCCACUACAAGGGCACGGGUUGUUCAUUGUGCAAGCUAUUGAUAAAGUCAAUGCUCGAGUUGGCCAUCUUGUGCGCGCCCUUGAGGCAUACGACCAAGACCCUACCAGCGAGUUCCAGCUCGCAGAGUCAAUUGUAUACCCAGAGUUAGCUCUGGUAGGUAUUGACCCAAAUGCAGAUGGCAUUAUUGCAUGCAGUUCUCUUAAAUUUGAUGUACAAUAUGAAAGAAAGUGUUUUGAGAUUAAGGACAAGAAGGCGCCUAAUUCAAUACACUUGGCCGUAACGUCAGGAGUUAGCACAUCGACUGGGAAUUAA